AUGACGUCGGUCGUUAUGUCAUGCACAGACAUGGAGUUAAUGUCGGCAGCUGCCAGGAUGUAGCAGUUCUUUUAUUUCUCCACCAAAGUUUCUAAUCUUCUCAGCCUUCCAGUCCCACACGAUUUCAAUCAAUCAGCUAAAAGCCAGCCAGGAAUCGAUGUGGUAGAAUUGUGAACUGAUUACCGAUACAGAGCCAGCUAUCCUCCCGUCGCCACCCCACACCCCGACUCACGCCUCUGUCCAGACUCCACAAGCCAGCGCUCAACGGUUCACACGUCAAGACGCGGGCAAGUCCCCCUCAGGACCGAACGUCAGCGAGCGUCAAAUGCUGCACGAGACGAUGGACGUCAGACAACAGAGCUGGCGUCGCUUGCAGCGCGAGUAGUUGUUGAUGGACAUGGUGCGAGACCCUCGGCGUCGGCUGGCUUGGGAGGGAAACCGGGGGAUGACAUCAUGCUGGUGCAUGGAUUCGACGACGGAGAGGUUGGUUUGGCUGACGCUGCGAGGACGGUCUUUGUGCCGGGUAUCUGAUGCACAUGGAAAGGUACACAGUCGUGGCCUUCAGGCGAACACCAUGGCGUGAUAUAGGUGCAAGCUUUGAUCUCCACCUGCGCCGGUGUGAGCGUGCGGCCCAACGCGUGGACCUGAGUCUGCGGACCAAGUCCUUGUCCUCGCUAAGACGUGACAGGGUUCCACAUCGAUCAGAGCAGACGAGAUGAAGCACAACAAAAGCGCACUCAUCCGUCCAAAAAGACUCCCGCUCUAAGUUUUACUUAGUUUUUGCAGUGAAGACAAGUGGUAGCUCAGAUGAUGGCCAAACGAACGAGGAGAUGUGCGGGGUUGAGGUCGUUGAAGCGUGCCUGUCGCCUCCUGUUCUGGAGGGUUUGCACGCGGCGCAGCCAACAGGUUCUUGCCGUCUGCAUCGUCAUUGGCCUCUUCUUGACCAGCAUCGCCAGCAUCAGUGUGGCCUUCACUCCCAGUGGUCUCGCCGAGCGAUACCGAGCGCUGCAAACACAAGGCAGCAUGCUGACUGCAGACAACUGGCUUCAGUCUGUCUCGGAAAGCAGGCUGACCAUGAAGAAAGAACGUCUGACUGUGAACGUCGCGAAGAAAACGUCUGUACGCAUCAACGAGAGAAACCCAAGCUGGAACAUGAAGGAGAGAAAACCAUUUUGGAACUUCAAGGAGAGGAUGACGACACCCGCCGUUAGUACGACCACGACCACGACCACGACCACGACCACGACCACGGAGGACCCACUGACCGUAGCCAUCUCCCAAGCGGCCGCCAUGACGGUGGGGGACAUGGAGCAGCGCCUGGGGCAACUGCGAGACAAGAUCAGACGGGGCAAAUUCGCUAUCAAAAGCACCCAGUCGGAAACGAACAGCUCCGUAUUCUUCCACCUCUCUGACCUGGCCGCGGUGCAGCUGAACAGAUCUCGCAGGCUUCUCGAGGUCUGCGAGAAAGUUCGAAACCAAAGCCGCGCCCCCUCCAACAGUGAGGGCAAGCCCUACCACCAGGGUUGGGGGACCAAGAACAAGCUGUGGAGGUUGGUGGAGGUGUACAUUCCCCAGCACUUCCUCUUCUGUCCCGCUCUCAAAGUCGGCUCCACCUUCUGGCGAAGGUUGCUGUACGCCCUGCAGACCGGGAGGUCCAUCGCCUCCCCCUACGACAUCACCAUCAAAAAGGCUCUCGAGACCCCCCACCAGCACCUGAGUGACGUAGCGGUGGGGCUGAAGAUGAGGGUCGGCGACAGCAGCAUGACGGAGACCUUGACAGGUGACGUGGCCGUCCAGCGCUUCUUGGAUGUGGUUACCAAGGUGAUGUUUACUCGCCAACCCUACUCCAAGCUGUUGUCCGCGUACGUGGACAAGCUGUACUCCCCCAACCCCUUCUUCUGGGGCAAGAUCGGUCGCCACAUUGUCCGCAAGUUCCGGUCACGCCCGAGUGCCAAGAGCGUAGCGUGUGGUCAUGACGUCACAUUUCCAGAGUUCGUCAAGUACGUCAUCGAGAGCCAGCGGAGCGACAAGGGGAAGCGCGACGAACAUUUCAUGCCAGUCUACGAGCAGUGCAAGCCCUGCGACAUUCCCUACGACAUUAUCGGAAAGAUAGAAUCCUUCAAGACCGACGUGGCCCUCGUCAUGUCCGAGUUCGGCUUCAACCUCAGCCAGUCGACGUUCGACAGCUGGCUACAGCUGUCCGAGGUGGACGCCAUCUCCGACUCCAUUACCUCCCCGUACGGCUGGCGCCGCCACAUCGUCAAGUGCCUGUCGUGGGAGGAGGCCAACAGGAGGAUCUGGAGGAAGAUGCAGAUUCGAGGAAUCAUCGACAAGAAGGAGGAGUUCCCCCGACGCAACUUCAGCCACUUCUCCUACUCCCCCAGCAAAUUCACACAAGUGGUGCAGGAGUCCUGGGACAGGUUCAAAAGGCGCAACACUUCCAGAUCGGCGCAGAAGACAGAAGCUCUCACCUCAGCCUACAGCCUCGUCCCUAAGGAGGACCUGGAACUACUCAGAGAAUAUUAUUUAUUGGACUUCGAUAUUUUUGGUUACCCGUCCCGGCCAGACUCUGUGUUUUCGGGCCGGAAGACGUGGGACGUUUUCAAUGUAUCCUCCUGACUUGCCAUAAACUGGUUCUCUGUCUUUCUGUUGCCUUACCUGAGACAGGUGUGUGGAAAAACUUCAUGUGGUGAGGAAGUGAUGAUGUUUUAAAGGACCUUACCUUGCCUUCAACGAAAAAUGAUGAAUACAAUUCAUCUGAUAGUGUAGCAGCCGAUAAUUGGUAGAUUUUAAGUAUGGACAGAUGAAUGGGCGCACGUGUUGACCAGUUGGCAUCAGUUUGUCAUGAAGACAGAUCGACGCAAAGUUUCCGAAAAGCUUCCAGUUUUAGUAUGAAAGUAUUAAUCAGGACAAGAAUUACUGAGGUACCCCACACGCUCCCCGGUUUUGGUGUCCACAUAAUUGGAGCAAGGAUGGCUCUGAAGAAAUGAGUAGGUGGCUUUUGAACAUUAACGGUGCAGAAGAGAAUAGACUACUUCUUCCUCCAAUGUCUUGUGCAUAUCGCUUCACGAAGUUACACACAUGUACGUACAACGGCACACGCAUCCAUAAACACACAUACACACACACAAACAAGCACGCACGCGCACGCACACACACACACACUAGCACGCACGACACAUACACAAACACACUUUCGGUUGUUUAUUCCAUGGCGUUGUGCAUGUUUUUAAGGACACGUGUCACAGACACACUGGUCACAUCGUUCAACGGUGCACAUAUCUAGACAGAUGUUUAUCCGCCUUUUUGCAUUCUGGUGUGGGAUUUUAUUGUGUGUGCACGCGUGCCUUAUUGCUUUCAGAACUCAGUUUGAUCGGCGAUUUUUUUUUUUUAUAAUAACUUACAUGACACGCGAAAAUCCAUGUUUUAUUUGUUUUCUUUUUGAACGAUUUUCUUCAUCUUUCUUGAUACUAGUCAGGGACUAUUGUACACGUCUUUGUAAUAAAGAUUUGCACUAUAUACAAA
Messenger RNA from Pomacea canaliculata, 3525 nucleotides. RefSeq names its product carbohydrate sulfotransferase 9-like. Lineage: Eukaryota; Metazoa; Mollusca; Gastropoda; Architaenioglossa; Ampullariidae. The record is from RefSeq and is a predicted model, not a curated record. Gene Ontology annotation, cellular component: membrane. Bases 808 to 2619 code for a protein of 603 amino acids. The transcript is spliced from 10 exons. Gene Ontology annotation, biological process: carbohydrate biosynthetic process. Gene Ontology annotation, molecular function: sulfotransferase activity.